Aspergillus versicolor CBS 583.65 is the source of this 1713-nucleotide messenger RNA. RefSeq lists its product as uncharacterized. The transcript is spliced from 4 exons. The coding region runs from base 1 to 1713 and encodes 570 amino acids. The record is from RefSeq and is a predicted model, not a curated record. Lineage: Eukaryota; Fungi; Ascomycota; Eurotiomycetes; Eurotiales; Aspergillaceae. Gene Ontology annotation, molecular function: FAD binding.
AUGUCCGACUCGAUCAAAGCAGACGUGUUCAUCUCUGGCGGAGGUCCCGUUGGCCUCCUUAUUGCAUACUCGCUUGCUCUACAGGGCGUUGAUGCCGUUCUUGUGGAACAGCGCGACAAAACCCAACAAGCAAUGUACGGCCGCGCAACGACCCUGUACCCUCGCACCCUGGAGAUGCUCGACCAGCUUCAGCUCCUGGACGAACUGAACCAAAUCGGGUAUGUGGCGCGGAACAGCAUCACAUACGACAAGGACGGGCGGCGGGUGACGUCCCGGGGAUGGCAUCUCAUGUUUGAGCGCAUGCAUGGGACUUUCUUGGAUUACUGCCUGAACAUCCGGCAGAAGUUCUCGGAAAAUGUGAUUCGCGAUGCGUUUAAGUCUAUUGGGGGCGAGCCUUAUAUUGGGUGGAAGCUGGAGGGGUUUUCGAUUGAUGACGCCGCCGAGGAUGAGUACAAGGUUGUCUCGAACAUAGUGGAAGUGAAUUCGGGGAGGAAAUUGGUCGUGAGAAGUAAAUACAUAGUCGGCGCUGACGGCGGCCACUCCCUGGUCCGUCGACUGGCCAAUAUUCCCCUCGACGGUGACCAGACUGAAUUCAAAUGGGUCCGGAUCGACGGCCGAUUCAAGACCAACAUGCCAGAUUCUGAUCUGGGUUUUGCAUCUAUUGAGUCGGAAAACCACGGCAACGUCCUCUGGGUGCAACUGGACCACGGCGUGAAGCGGAUUGGAUUCGCAUUGACGGAAGAGAUGUUAGCCAAGUAUGAAGGAAAGUUUGGACUAGAGGUAGCCAAGGCGGAGGCUACCAAGUCUAUGGCGCCGUAUUCGUUGCAAUUUGAGUCUAUCGAGUGGUGGACUCUCUAUAGUAUCAGCCAGCGCGUAGCAGAGACUUUCUUCAGCAAUGACCGGAUCCUGCUGGCCGGCGACGCAUGCCACACUCACUCCUCAGGUGCAGCGCAGGGCAUGAACACCGGUAUCCACGAUGCCGUCAAUCUAUCGUGGAAGAUUGGCGGGGCAGUCAAGGGCUGGUACAACGCGUCCAAAGUGCUUGCCACCUAUGACGCCGAACGCCGUCCUGCAGCGCAGCACCUCAUCGACCUCGACAAGACCUUCUCCGCAACCAUCUCUGGCCGGGUUCCAGAGGCGUACAAGAGUCUGGCCCUCGACGCUAACGCGCUUUUCUCCAAAGUAUUCGACGACACGAUCCAGUUCAACAUUGGCCUGGGCAUCAACUACGAUGCGAACAUAAUCAACAAGUCGCCUAAGGCUACCAUGACCACCAGUGGGUGGAGGGCACCAGACGCGUUGGUUUACGCGCCAGGCUCGCGCAUCCCAACUCGUCUCUUUCGAUUAACCAACAACACGGGUGUCUGGUCUGUCAUUGUUUUUGCUGGCCGGCCUGAUAGGACACAGCCAUAUCUUGCCGGGGCUGUGCAGACGUUAGGAGACUUGAGUGCGUCGGUUCCAGAUGGGAUGAUACGAUUCUUUACCCUCGUCUCCCAACCGUAUGGAGGAGGCGACCAAGUUUUUGAUAUCCCCAAGGUUGGCAAGUUGUACUUUGAUUCUGAACGAUCGGCGCAUACGGCCUAUGCGGCUUCUGACACUACGGGUUGUAUUGCUGUUGUCAGGCCGGAUGGGAUCUUAGGCUGUGCAACACGGCUGGAUGAUGUGGAUAGUAUUUCUGGCUACUUUAAAAAGUUUACUACUCUGAAGAAGUAA